Molecule: messenger RNA, 966 nt
Organism: Pichia kudriavzevii
Lineage: Eukaryota; Fungi; Ascomycota; Pichiomycetes; Pichiales; Pichiaceae
Exons: 1
Coding region: 1-966 (321 amino acids)
Source: RefSeq, a predicted model, not a curated record
AUGUCUAAUUACCUCAGUCUGCAUUGCCCUGCAUUCGAUCCCGGUAUAUCUGAACAACAAAUAGCCCUACACAACCGAAUGGACGACGGUUCCCCUCUCACACCUACCACCACCCACAGGCCUCGCCUUCAGAGAGCCCGCAACGGGUCUUCUGCGUCGAUCAUGUCGUCAACUUCGUCCAUCUUCUCCGAAUCCGUACCACCACCAAUGGAAAGCUAUCUGUUUUCCCCAGACUUUGAUGAUGCUCUCUACAACUUCUACAUCAACUAUGCACACCAUCCCACAACAACCCCCUUUGACACCAGAUACCCACCUUCGGGUGUGCUUUCACAGCUGUCUCGUCUGUUUGCAGACACGUAUAUCCUCAACACGGAAACACCACUUGCCAUUGACACAAGACCAGACAUCAACAACGAUUUACUUAACGGGCCUACACAGACAUUACUAGCCGUCAUUAGACGUAGACUUAUACACCUCUCGAUGGGUUCUCAUGGCGCCUUUUGUCAACCUGUGUCUCUUUCCAGGACAGCGUCGGUAGCAUCCACAAUGUCCAUCUCAGACACCGUCGAUCACCAUCAACUGCCGCCACUACAAUUUCCAUCACAGACACAGCUAAUACAACCAAUCCAACCGCCACCGCCACCACGCCCACAACUCUCUCUGGCGAAUCCAAGGGCCCUUCGCUCGCCAUCUAUAUCUUCAACGAACAACGGAAUUACAAACAUGGGCAGUAGUUCAAACAAUCUCCAGACUCUCAACUCUCUCUCGCUAUCGUUGAAACAUCCACAGUUCCAAGGCCUAUUCUCCCCACUGGAUGUCCACAGUCCGUACGAACAGAACGUUCCUUCCCCACUGGCCCCCACCGUUCCGGCUGUUCCGGGAACCGCACCUUCAUUCGAGUCGGACGAUCUCUACAAUGCAACGGCUGCCCGCAAAAGAGACUCUCUCAAGAUGAAGAGAAGAUAG